AUGGCGAUGCUGCCUCCUCCAGGACCUCAGAGCUUUGUCUACUUCACAAAACAGUCUCUUGCCCUUAUUGAGCAACGCAUUUCUGAAGAAAAAGCCAAGGAACACAAAGAUGAAAAGAAAGAAGAUGAUGAAGAAGGUCCCAAGCCCAGCAGUGACUUGGAAGCUGGCAAACAGCUGCCCUUCAUCUAUGGAGACAUUCCCCCUGGGAUGGUGUCGGAGCCCCUGGAGGACCUGGACCCAUACUAUGCAGACAAGAAAACUUUUAUAGUAUUGAACAAAGGGAAAGCAAUCUUCCGUUUCAACGCCACUCCUGCUUUGUACAUGCUGUCCCCCUUCAGUCCGCUAAGAAGAAUAUCUAUUAAGAUUUUAGUGCAUUCUUUAUUCAGCAUGCUGAUCAUGUGCACCAUUCUGACAAACUGCAUAUUCAUGACCAUGAGCAACCCUCCAGAAUGGACCAAAAAUGUGGAAUACACUUUUACUGGGAUAUAUACUUUUGAAUCACUCAUAAAAAUCCUUGCAAGAGGCUUUUGCGUGGGAGAAUUCACCUUCCUCCGUGACCCUUGGAACUGGCUGGAUUUUAUUGUCAUUGUUUUUGCGUAUUUAACAGAAUUUGUAAACCUAGGCAAUGUUUCAGCUCUUCGAACUUUCAGAGUCUUGAGAGCUUUGAAAACUAUUUCUGUAAUCCCAGGCCUGAAGACCAUCGUGGGGGCCCUGAUCCAGUCUGUGAAAAAGCUGUCUGAUGUCAUGAUCCUCACUGUGUUCUGUCUCAGUGUCUUUGCAUUAAUUGGACUACAGCUGUUCAUGGGAAACCUGAAGCAUAAAUGUUUCAGGAAGGAACUGGAAGACAAUGAAACAUUAGAAAGCAUCAUGAAUACUGUUGAGAGUGAAGAGGAACUGAAAAAAUAUUUUUAUUACUUGGAGGGAACCAAAGAUGCUCUCCUUUGUGGUUUCAGCACAGAUUCUGGUCAGUGUCCAGAAGGGUAUGAGUGUGUGAAGGCUGGCAGAAACCCUGAUUAUGGCUACACAAGCUUUGACACUUUCAGCUGGGCCUUCUUAGCCUUGUUUCGGCUAAUGACUCAAGACUACUGGGAGAACCUUUACCAACAGACUUUACGUGCUGCUGGCAAAACCUACAUGAUUUUCUUUGUCGUGGUGAUUUUCCUGGGCUCCUUUUACCUGAUAAACCUGAUCCUGGCUGUGGUAGCCAUGGCAUAUGAAGAGCAGAACCAGGCCAACAUUGAAGAAGCAAAACAGAAAGAAUUAGAAUUUCAGCAGAUGUUAGACCGACUCAAAAAAGAGCAGGAAGAAGCUGAGGCGAUCGCUGCAGCUGCUGCUGAAUACACUAGUAUUGGGCGGAGCAGGAUGAUGGGUCUCUCGGAGAGUUCUUCAGAAACCUCCAGGCUGAGCUCAAAGAGUGCCAAGGAGAGAAGAAACAGAAGGAAGAAAAAGAACCAGAAGAAGAUCUCCAGUGGCGAAGAAAAGGGCGAUGAUGAAAAACUGUCCAAGUCAGAGUCAGAGGAAAGCAUCCGAAAGAAAAGUUUCCAUCUCGGUGUAGAAGGACACCACCGCGCCCGGGAGAAGAGGCUGUCCACACCUAACCAGUCACCCCUCAGCAUUCGCGGCUCCUUGUUUUCCGCAAGGCGCAGCAGCAGAACGAGUCUCUUCAGUUUUAAGGGUCGAGGAAGAGAUCUAGGAUCUGAGACCGAAUUCGCUGAUGAUGAGCAUAGCAUUUUUGGAGACAAUGAGAGCAGACGAGGUUCACUAUUUGUGCCUCACAGACCCCGGGAGCGACGCAGCAGUAACAUCAGCCAGGCCAGUAGGUCCCCCCAAAUGCUGUCGGUGAACGGGAAGAUGCACAGUGCGGUGGACUGCAAUGGCGUGGUGUCGCUUGUUGAUGGACCCUCAGCCCUCAUGGUCCCCAAUGGACAGCUUCUUCCAGAGGUGAUAAUAGAUAAGGCAACUUCCGACGACAGCGGUACAACCAAUCAAAUGCGCAAAAAAAGACUCUCCAGUUCUUACUUCCUGUCUGAGGACAUGUUGAAUGACCCGCAUCUCAGGCAAAGAGCAAUGAGCAGAGCAAGCAUUCUGACUAAUACUGUGGAAGAACUUGAAGAAUCUAGACAAAAAUGUCCACCUUGGUGGUACAGAUUUGCUCACACAUUUUUAAUCUGGAAUUGUUCUCCAUAUUGGAUAAAAUUCAAAAAGUUCAUCUAUUUUAUUGUAAUGGAUCCUUUUGUAGAUCUUGCAAUUACUAUUUGCAUAGUUCUAAACACGUUGUUUAUGGCUAUGGAGCACCACCCAAUGACUGAUGAGUUCAAAAAUGUACUUGCUGUGGGGAACCUGAUAUUUACAGGGAUCUUCGCAGCUGAAAUGGUACUGAAGUUAAUAGCCAUGGAUCCUUAUGAGUAUUUUCAAGUAGGGUGGAAUAUUUUUGACAGCCUAAUUGUAACAUUAAGUUUGGUAGAGCUUUUCCUAGCAGAUGUGGAAGGAUUAUCAGUCCUGCGGUCAUUCAGAUUGCUGCGAGUCUUCAAAUUGGCAAAAUCCUGGCCCACACUGAAUAUGCUCAUUAAGAUCAUUGGCAAUUCGGUGGGCGCACUGGGAAACCUGACCCUGGUGUUGGCCAUCAUUGUCUUCAUUUUUGCCGUGGUCGGCAUGCAGCUGUUUGGAAAAAGCUACAAGGAGUGUGUCUGUAAAAUCAAUGAGGAUUGCAAGCUCCCGCGCUGGCACAUGAAUGACUUCUUCCAUUCCUUCCUGAUCGUGUUCCGAGUGUUGUGUGGAGAAUGGAUAGAGACCAUGUGGGACUGCAUGGAGGUUGCUGGCCAAGCAAUGUGCCUUAUUGUUUACAUGAUGGUCAUGGUGAUUGGUAACCUUGUGGUCCUGAACCUGUUUCUGGCUUUAUUACUGAGUUCAUUUAGUUCUGACAAUCUUACAGCAAUUGAAGAAGACACCGAUGCAAACAACCUGCAGAUUGCAGUGGCCAGAAUUAAAAGAGGAAUAAAUUAUGUAAAACGGACAUUACGUGAACUUAUCCUAAAAUCAUUUUCCAAAAAGCCAAAGGGCUCCAAGGAUACAAAACGAACAGUAGAUCCAAACAACAAAAAAGAAAACUAUAUCGCAAACCGUACACUUGCUGAGAUGAGCAAAGAUCACAAAGAGAGGGAUAAAAUGAGUGCCUUUGGGAGCAGUAUAGACAAAAGUUUUAUGGAUGAAAAUGAUUACCAGUCCUUUAUUCAUAAUCCCAGCCUCACGGUGACAGUGCCAAUUGCACCUGGGGAAUCUGAUUUGGAAAAUAUGAACACUGAAGAACUUAGUAGUGACUCAGAUAGCGACUACAGCAAAGAGAGACGGAACCGAUCAAGUUCCUCGGAGUGUAGCACAGUUGAUAACCCUCUGCCGGGAGAAGGAGAAGAAGCAGAAGCUGAGUCUGUGAAUGCGGAUGAGCCAGAAGCAUGUUUUACAGACGGUUGUGUGCGGAGAUUUCCAUGCUGCCAAGUUAAUGUAGACUCCGGGAAAGGGAAAGUCUGGUGGACCAUCAGGAAGACCUGCUACAGGAUAGUUGAACACAGCUGGUUUGAAAGCUUUAUUGUUCUGAUGAUCCUGCUCAGCAGCGGAGCUCUGGCUUUUGAAGAUAUAUACAUUGAAAAGAAAAAGACCAUUAAAAUUAUUCUGGAGUAUGCCGACAAGAUAUUUACCUACAUCUUCAUUUUGGAAAUGCUUCUAAAAUGGGUGGCCUAUGGGUAUAAAACAUAUUUCACCAAUGCCUGGUGUUGGCUGGACUUCUUAAUUGUUGAUGUAUCUCUGGUUACUUUAGUAGCCAACACUCUUGGCUACUCAGACCUUGGUCCCAUUAAAUCCCUGCGAACCUUGAGAGCACUAAGACCUCUAAGAGCUUUGUCUAGAUUUGAAGGAAUGAGGGUGGUGGUCAAUGCACUCAUAGGAGCAAUCCCUUCCAUCAUGAAUGUGCUUCUUGUGUGUCUUAUAUUCUGGCUAAUAUUUAGCAUCAUGGGUGUCAAUCUGUUUGCUGGCAAGUUCUAUGAGUGUGUCAACACUACCGAUGGGACACGAUUUCCUACAACUCAAGUUGCAAACCGUUCUGAGUGUUUUGCCCUUAUGAAUGUUACUGGAGAUGUACGAUGGAAAAAUCUGAAAGUGAACUUCGAUAAUGUUGGGCUCGGUUAUCUGUCGCUGCUUCAAGUCGCAACAUUUAAAGGCUGGAUGGACAUUAUGUAUGCAGCUGUUGACUCUGUUAAUGUAAAUGAGCAGCCGAAAUAUGAGUACAACCUCUACAUGUAUAUUUAUUUUGUCAUCUUUAUCAUCUUUGGGUCAUUCUUCACUUUGAACUUGUUCAUUGGUGUCAUCAUAGACAAUUUCAACCAACAGAAAAAGAAGCUUGGAGGUCAAGACAUCUUUAUGACAGAAGAACAGAAGAAAUAUUAUAAUGCAAUGAAGAAGCUGGGAUCCAAGAAACCACAAAAACCAAUUCCUAGACCAGGGAACAAAUUCCAAGGAUGUAUAUUUGACUUAGUGACAAAUCAAGCUUUUGAUAUCACUAUCAUGGUUCUUAUUUGUCUCAACAUGGUAACCAUGAUGGUGGAAAAAGAAGGGCAAAGUCGGUACAUGACUGAUGUUUUGUAUUGGAUCAAUAUGGUCUUCAUUAUCCUGUUCACUGGGGAGUGCGUGCUGAAGUUGAUCUCCCUCAGACAUUACUACUUCACUGUUGGAUGGAACAUCUUUGAUUUUGUGGUAGUGAUCCUCUCCAUUGUAGGAAUGUUUCUCGCUGAGAUGAUAGAGAAGUACUUUGUGUCCCCUACCCUGUUCCGAGUCAUCCGCCUGGCCAGGAUUGGCCGAAUCCUACGCCUGAUCAAAGGCGCCAAGGGGAUCCGUACACUGCUUUUUGCUUUGAUGAUGUCUCUUCCCGCACUGUUCAACAUCGGCCUCCUGCUUUUCCUGGUCAUGUUCAUCUACGCCAUCUUUGGGAUGUCCAACUUUGCCUAUGUUAAAAAGGAAGCUGGAAUUAAUGACAUGUUCAACUUUGAGACUUUUGGCAACAGCAUGAUCUGCCUGUUCCAAAUCACCACCUCUGCAGGCUGGGAUGGACUGCUGGCCCCCAUCCUCAACAGUGCCCCUCCCGACUGUGACCCAAAAAAAAUUCAUCCAGGAAGUUCAGUGGAAGGAGACUGUGGGAACCCGUCUGUGGGGAUUUUCUACUUUGUCAGCUACAUCAUCAUAUCCUUCCUGGUUGUGGUGAACAUGUACAUCGCUGUCAUCCUGGAGAAUUUCAGCGUUGCCACUGAAGAAAGUACUGAACCCCUGAGUGAGGACGACUUUGAGAUGUUCUAUGAGGUCUGGGAGAAGUUCGACCCUGAUGCCACUCAGUUCAUAGAGUUCUGCAAGCUGUCUGACUUUGCGGCUGGCCUGGAACCCCCCCUUCUCAUCGCAAAGCACAACAAAGUACAGCUCAUUGCCAUGGAUCUGCCCAUGGUGAGCGGAGACCGCAUCCACUGCCUGGACAUCUUAUUUGCUUUUACAAAGCGUGUCCUUGGUGAGAGUGGAGAGAUGGAUUCUCUUCGUUCACAGAUGGAAGAUAGGUUUAUGUCUGCAAAUCCUUCUAAAGUGUCCUAUGAGCCCAUUACAACCACACUAAAACGAAAACAAGAGGAUGUAUCUGCUACUAUCAUUCAGCGUGCUUACAGAAGGUACCGCCUUCGGCAAAACGUCAAGAAUAUAUCAAGUAUAUACAUAAAAGAUGGAGAUAGGGAUGAUGACUUGCCUAAUAAAGAAGAUAUAGUUUUCGAUAAUGUUAACGAGAACUCAAGUCCAGAAAAGACAGAUGCAACUGCCUCUGCCAUCUCUCCGCCUUCGUAUGACAGUGUCACAAAGCCAGAUCAAGAGAAAUAUGAAACAGACAAAACAGAGAAGGAAGACAAAGGGAAAGAUGGGAAAGAAAGCAGGGAAUAG
Messenger RNA from Cricetulus griseus (Chinese hamster), 5958 nucleotides. Lineage: Eukaryota; Metazoa; Chordata; Mammalia; Rodentia; Cricetidae. The record is from RefSeq and is a predicted model, not a curated record.